This is a messenger RNA of Brassica napus (rape), 4396 nucleotides long. RefSeq names its product probable disease resistance protein RPP1. Gene Ontology annotation, molecular function: ADP binding. The record is from RefSeq and is a predicted model, not a curated record. The coding region runs from base 251 to 3940 and encodes 1229 amino acids. The transcript has 4 exons. Gene Ontology annotation, biological process: signal transduction; defense response. NCBI's taxonomy places the organism in Eukaryota, Viridiplantae, Streptophyta, Magnoliopsida, Brassicales, Brassicaceae.
UCAUGCUACUUUCUCUUCUAGGGCCUCCUCUAUUAUUUGUCGUUCUUGUAAUGUUCUGUGUGAAAAAUAUCAAGGAAUUAGGUAUAGGGAGAAAAGCAACAGUCGAUCCACGUUUUUUUUGCUCGUGAUUUCAACUUUCUAUUCGGUGGAAAAGAGGCAACGUUCUGUUCAGUGUAUACAAACCUUCUUUAUAGUUUCUUCCUCCACAUAGCUCUCGGUAAUACUGAUCCUCUUUCCAUCAUACUCAUUAAUGGAUUCUUCUUUGUUCUUCACCAGUACUGUUGCUUCUGCAAUAGUAGUCUUAACUCUUUUGAGAAAAGUUAGAUUCCAUCAAGAAGAUAACAGAGAAGAGGAUUCUCCUUCUUCUUUGUCUCCUUCAACAGUUCCUCAACCUUCUUCUUCUGACAUCUGGACGCAUGAUGUCUUUCCCAGUUUCCGCGGGGCAGAUGUCCGCAGAACCUUUCUUAGUCACAUUCAGAUGGAGUUCGAAAGAAAAGGAAUCACUCCAUUCGUUGAUAAUGAAAUCAGAAGAGGAGAAUCUAUUGGUCCCGAGCUGAUCAAGGCCAUCAGAGAAUCUAAGAUUGCAAUCAUCUUGCUCUCUAGGAACUAUGCCUCCUCAAAAUGGUGUCUUGAUGAACUGGUGGAGAUUAUGAAGUGCAGAGAAGAGUUGGGUCAAACUGUAUUGGCCAUUUUCUAUGAAGUGGAUCCAUCUGAUGUGAAAAAGCUAGCAGGAGAUUUUGGGAGAGUCUUUAGAAAAACUUGUGCUGGUAAAACAAAUGAAUGCAUUGAGAGAUGGAGAAAAGCUUUUGCAAAAGUUGCUACAAUCGCUGGCUAUCACUCAGGCAGCUGGGAUAAUGAAGCGGCCAUGAUCAAGAAAAUCGCCACUGAUAUUUCGAACCGUCUGAAUAAUUUCACACCCUCAAAUGAUUUCGACGGGUUAGUUGCGAUGGGAGCUCGUUUGAAAAAGAUGGAACCAUUGUUAUGCUUAGACUCAGAUGAGGUGAGGAUGAUUGGGAUUUGGGGUCCUCCUGGGAUUGGGAAGACCACAAUCGCUAGAGCCGCAUACAGCAAACUCUCCAACAAUUUUCAACUGAGUGUCUUUAUGGAUGAUCUCAAAGCAAACUAUACAAGACUGUGUUCAGAUGACUACAGCUUAAAGUUGCAACUACAACAGCAAUUUAUGUCUCAGAUAACCAACCAAAAGGAUAUGGUGGUUUCUCAUUUGGGAGUUGCGUCAAAUAGAUUGAAGGACAAGAAAGUUCUUGUUGUUCUUGAUGGCGUGGACCGGUCACUACAACUAGAUGCGAUAGCCAAAGAGCCUUGUUGGUUUGGUCCGGGGAGUCGGAUUAUAAUCACAACACAAGAUCAGAGACUCUUUAAAGCACAUGGAGUCAACCUGAUUUACAAGGUGGAUUUUCCAACGGAUGAUGAGUCUCUCCAAAUCUUUUGUACAUAUUCUUUUGGUCAAAAGUUUCCUAAAGAUGGUUUUGAGGAGCUUGCUUUGGAAGUUACAAAACUUGCUGGUGAACUUCCUUUGGGGCUAAGGGUGAUGGGUUCCUACUUUCGGGGAAUGUCUAAGGACGAGUGGAUAACUGCGCUACCAAGAUUAAGAACUAGCCUUGACGCUGAUAUUCGAAGCAUUUUGAAGUUUAGCUAUGAUGCUUUAGAUGAUGAAGAUAAAGAUCUAUUUCUUCAUAUAGCCUGCUUCGUCAACUCUGAAUGGAUUAACAAAGCGGAAGAGUAUCUUGGAAAGAAAUUUUUGGAAGUGAGGCAAAGACUUAAAGUCUUAGCUAAGAAAUCUCUCAUAUCUAUUGACUGGGGAGUUAUAAGGAUGCAUAGUUUGCUAGAAAAACUGGGUAGAGAAAUUGUUUGUAAACAAUCUAUUCAUGAGCCUGGACAGCGCCAGUUUCUAUGCGACAAAGGAGACAUUUCUGAAGUACUGACUGGUGAUGCAACCGGUAGUACAAGUGUCAUAGGCAUAAAGUUAGAGUACGGCAGAGAGGAUGAAGAAAUAGAUAUAAGUGAGAAAGCCUUUGAAGGAAUGUCAAAUCUCCAAUUCUUAAAAGUCUACGGUUAUCGCGAUUCACUGCAAUUAACUGGAGGUCUGAGCUAUAUAUCUCAUAAACUUCGAUUACUACACUGGAAGUAUUUUCCAGUGACAUGUUUUCCUUGGACUGUAAACUUGGAGUUCCUUGUCGAAGUAAUCAUGCCUCACAGCAAACUUGAGAAGUUGUGGGGAGGAAUUAAAUCGCUUCGAAGUCUCAAGAGGAUGGAUUUGAGCGAUUCUGUAAACCUGAAGGAGCUUCCUGAACUCUCAACUGCCACUAACCUUGAGAAACUGAAUCUACGUAAUUGCUCUAGUCUAAUCAAACUCCCUUCCUUGAAUGGAAAUAGUCUGGAGGAAUUAGAUAUCGGUGGAUGCUCAAGUCUUGUGGAGUUUCCCUCCUUUAUUGGGAAUACCGUUAAUCUCCGAAUAUUGGAUCUUCGUUACUGCUCGAGUCUAAUCAGUCUCCCUUCCCUGAGUGGAAAUAGUCUGGAGAAACUAGAAAUCAGUGGAUGCUCAAGUCUUGUGGAGUUUCCCUCCUGUAAUGGGAAUGCAGUUAAUCUCCGAGAAUUGGAUCUCAGUAGUUUCCCAAAUAUAUUGGAGCUCCCUUCCUACGUUGGGAAUGCCACCAACUUGGAGAAGUUGGAUCUUAGUAAUUGCUUGAAUCUGGUGGAACUUCCUGUCUCUCUUGGAAACCUUCAGAAGUUGCAGAGACUGAUACUAAAAGGAUGUAGUAAGCUAGAGGCUCUUCCAACAAACGUCAUCUUGGAAUCUUUGAAGAAACUUGAUCUCGCUGGAUGCUCAAGUCUUGAUCUCGCUGGAUGCUCCAUCAUCGGAAAUGCUGUCAAUCUCCGAGAAUUGGAUAUAAGUAGUCUACCCCAAUUGUUGGAGCUCCCUUCCAUUAUUGGGAAGGCCACCAACUUGGAGAAGUUGGACCUUAGAUUUUGUUCAAACCUGGUGGAACUUCCUCUCUCUCUUGGAAACCUUCAGAAGCUGCAGCGGCUGAUAUUAAAAGGAUGCAGUAAGCUAGAGGUUCUUCCCGCCAACAUCAACUUGGAAUCUUUGAAUGUACUUAAUCUUUGUGAUUGCUCCAUGUUGACACGUUUUCCCCAGGUCUCCACGAACAUUAUAUUUCUCGACCUCAUAGGAACUGCAAUAGAACAAGUGCCUCCCUCGAUCACGUCAUGGCCUCGUCUUGAAGAGUUGAAGAUGUCAUGCUUUGAAAACCUUCAGGAAUUACCUCAUGCUCUUGAAAGAAUCACAGAACUGUGUUUGACCGACACAAAGAUACAAGAGGUUCCUCCGUGGGUCAAGAAAAUGUCUAGUCUGAAUAGGUUCGUGCUCAUGGGAUGCCGAAAGUUGGUAUCAGUCCCACCGAUUUCAGAUUCCAUAAGUUCCGUAGAUGCAAGUGACUGCGAGUCCCUGGAGAUACUAGAGUGCUCCUUUCCCAAUCCAAAAGUUCGGCUCAACUUCGCCAACUGCUUCAAACUGAACCAAGAGGCGAGAGACCUCAUCAUCCAGAAUAGUUGUAGAUAUGCAGUCUUACCAGGUGGAGAAGUGCCUGAAUACUUCACUCACCGAGCUACUGGUGGAGGUCCAUUGACAAUCAAGUUGAAUGAAAACCCUCUUCCCAAAUCCAUGAGAUUUAUAGCAUGCAUCUUGCUGGUUGAUAAAGGUGACCACGACGCUUGCUUUGAAGAGAAAUCGACGGAAGUGUUUUGUCAGUAUAAUGAUAGCAUGCAUAUGCUACAUCCGGCUUUGGCAGAGCAUCUGUACAUAUUUCGAGUCAAAGCGGAGGUUACAUCCAGCGAGCUUCGCUCUGACUUCAAGUUGAAAAGUGAUGACGUUUGGAAGAUUGGAGAAUGUGGGCUAGUCCAAGACUUGGAGAUCCCUUGAUAUUUGAAGAUUGGAAAGGGAUGAUCUUCAGAGGUUCUGGUACGUUCUUCUGAAAGAAAAGAGCUAUGUUGAUGAGCUAGAACAUGAUGUUCCCAAAACCCUGAACGCGUUCCAAAGGUAUUUACAACUCUUGUAGUUUUUGUCUUGAAAAGUUGAUGGUUGCUAUGAAAUGAAAUGUGAUCCUUUCCUAAACAAAAAAUGGAUGUAUCUGAAACGCAAAUUUAGAUGAGGAGAGAUCAUUGUGCGGCAUAAAGCAUGUGUUGAUGGAGAGAAGAACAGCCGAGUUGAAACGAAUGACAAUACGCAGAGCCUUUGGUACACUAAUAAGUAACACUUGUUUGUUUGUACAGUUGUACUGGUCUGUUGCUUGAUACUGUCAUGUUGCAGUUUGUUAGAGCGAUGUGCACAAUUUUUAUUUAACUCAUAUCUUAAUCUUUUUUAUCGUUGAAAACUUAA